Messenger RNA from Cladophialophora psammophila CBS 110553, 1080 nucleotides. RefSeq lists its product as uncharacterized. Lineage: Eukaryota; Fungi; Ascomycota; Eurotiomycetes; Chaetothyriales; Herpotrichiellaceae. The transcript has a single exon. Gene Ontology annotation, molecular function: oxidoreductase activity. The record is from RefSeq and is a predicted model, not a curated record. Bases 1 to 1080 code for a protein of 359 amino acids.
AUGCCGUCUUGGGACAACGUACCAAAGGGCACGAUGUGCGCCGUCACUCUCACUUCACCUGGUUCGAGCCCCCCGGCUGCAUGCUUCACAUACAAAACAGACUAUCCGAGGCCUUCACUUCCCAGUCCGAAGUUCUGCCUCGUCCGUAUCCAUGCCGUGGGACUCAAUCGCGCUGAAUUGCGUGCCCGCAAUGCUGAGCCAGUCUCGCCGGUCGAGUUCGGGAUCUUUAAGGACGAAUUUCACAAUCAAUGUCCCCUCAUAAUCGGCGAAGAAUUUGUUGGCGAGGUCAGUGAGGCCGGUUCAGAAACAGGAUUCAAGGUUGGAGAUCGAGUUGCAGGAUGGGCUUACGGCGGAGGUAAGGCGUAUGACGGUUCAUACGCGCAGUAUACCAUCUGUCACCACCGGCGACUGUGGAAAUUGGGCGACGCAGCCAAAGAGGUUGGUUGGGAUGUCCUCGGCGCCAUCCCGAUGGGCCUCUGGACCGCCUACGGCGCCCUCUUCCUCGCCGCGGAGACGGAACCGAGCGACGUCGUUUUCAUCCAUGGGGCCACGAGCAGUGUUGGGCUGUGGGGCGUCUUGGUGGCCAAAGAGAAAGGUUGCUAUGUCAUUGCCAGCACCAGGCAAGAGUCGAAGGUUCAAAAGCUGAAGGCUGCUGGCGCCGAUUGGGUUGUGCUGGAGUCAGAACUGCAGGACCCGCAAGUCAUCAUGAAAAUUGCAGCCAAAGAUGUCAACACGGUAUUAGAGCUAGUUGGGCUGGAGGCAUUGGGUCCCAUCUCUAUGCCAGUAACGACGCGAGGCGGGACGGUGGUUAAAUGUGGUAUUCUUGGAAAGGUGUGGCAAAUGCCAGUCGGGGCUGGCGUCGUCACUGCCAUGCGCAAGCUCACCACUUUCACCACCCUGGAUGAGGAUUAUGACGAGGCAGGUCGCGUCUUGGCUGGCGCUGUGGAGAAGGUGAGAAGCGGCAUAUACAAGAAGGAGGCUUUCCUGGACAGUGUAUUCGAACUCAAGGACGUGGGCGCAGCACACCAACGCAUGGAGGAUUGCGCGGCAUGUGGGAAGGUCGUCCUCUUAGUACUUUGA